Molecule: messenger RNA, 4020 nt
Organism: Oncorhynchus nerka (sockeye salmon)
Lineage: Eukaryota; Metazoa; Chordata; Actinopteri; Salmoniformes; Salmonidae
Gene: pias4b
Product: protein inhibitor of activated STAT, 4b
Exons: 14
Coding region: 520-2052 (510 amino acids)
Biological process (GO): regulation of transcription by RNA polymerase II; protein sumoylation
Cellular component (GO): chromatin
Molecular function (GO): SUMO ligase activity; transcription coregulator activity; zinc ion binding
Source: RefSeq, a predicted model, not a curated record
CUAAAUUCCCGAGCUGGAAUUCAAAGUUGGAUGACCGUUUAAAACGAUUUCUCAGUCGCAGCUCGUUUUUUCCGGACUUCUCAGUUGUCUUGAACGCUCUGGUGUCGGAAGACGGAGAACGCGGUAUUGGACAUCUCCGACCCCGAAUUCAGUGCGUUCAACACAACUGUGAACUAGGUGAAAAAACGAGCUCGACUUACAAGUCGGAAACUCGUGCUUCAUCCAUUGUAUGCCAGCAGGUCAAACGAACGACUAAAAUAAACGAGUCUCUCUGAAAAACUAAUCAUGGCUCUCAAGUCAACUGCACAUCAUGGUUGAUGCAUGCAACUUCUGCAGCAGAAUGCAGCCAGAUCUUACAACACCUGGAUGGUUGAUGCAAGCAACUUCUGAGCAGGGGAACACAACCAACAUCUCGACGGACCUUGGCGAGCCAAUCAAUCAAGUGCACCUGAUGUGUUAAUUUACCGUUAAUUUUUCUGAUAUGUCGGUGUCACUCUUCUAAUCUUAAAGUAAUUUCAGAUGGCUGGGGACAUAGCAGAAGCAAUUAGGUUGUUGGCGCAUCUCCGUGUCACAGAAUUACGUUCUCUAAUGGCUGCCAUGGGACAGACCAAGACUGGGCUGAAGUCCAAUCUGCUGGGGAGAGCUGUGGGGGUUAUACAGACCCAGUGCAAUCCCCACCUGCUCACAGUCGUGCGCCAACUCUACCAGGAACGCUACGCCGACCAGAUAGUUCCUGGCAGCAUCCGGACGACUCCAGGAAGCCACCAGGAGGAGCAGACCAUGGCACCGGUGGUGGAGACAUCACACAACCCCACACAGCACAUAAACAGUCUGACACACAACCCCACACAGCACAUAAACAGUCUGACACACAACCCCACACAGCACAUAAACAGUCUGACGCACGACCCCACACAGCACAUAAACAGUCUGACACACAACCCUAGAUUGUUCCAGAUGGUACCCCUUCCCUUCUACCAAGCCCUGGGGACAGUCCUACCACCCACACAACUGGUGGGAUCUUUCUUUUCCGACAUGCAAAACCAGGAGUUCAACCUCAUGCUAACGCCAAAGCAAGUGGAGCAGAACAGAAACUGCAAGGAGCUGCAACCAGGUGUGCCGAGUGUCCAGGUGGUUCUCAGAUUCUGCUUCACAGAGAGUCUUGGGUACGAGGAGGAUCAAUACCCACCAUGCCUGUCCAUCAAAGUUAAUCAGAAACACAUACCCUUACCGGAAAUUCACAGACACUGUACACCCAUCAACAUAACCCCAACAGUUUCUCUCAGCCUCCUCCCCUCAUUUCGUUUAUGUGUCUGGUGGAAGAGAUGUAGCAAAAGGUAUUCUGUGGCUGUGUACCUGGUGAAGGUGCUGUCCCCCUCAGACCUCCUCAGUCAACUGAAGAGCCAAUCAGUGGAGAGUCUGACAUUCUGCAGACAGCGCAUCCAAGAGAAGCUGCGUUUCGACCCAGAAUGUGAGGUGACCACAACAGGACUACAGGUGUCCCUUAUAUGUCCGCUGGGGAAGAUGCGUCUGUCAGUGCCCUGCAGGGGGCGUAAGUGCGGCCACCUCCAAUGCUUCGACGGGACGCUCUACCUGCAGAUGAAUGAGAAGAGGCCCACCUGGACCUGCCCAGUGUGUCACGAGCUAGUUCCGUACAGCCAGCUAACUAUCGAUGGGCUACUGACGGUGAUCCUGGCGUUGGAGGGCUUUCAGGACAAUACAGAGGUAGAAUACCUGGCUGACGGCUCUUGGAGGUUUGUUAUAGAUGGCGUGAGCAGGACAACACAGCCAUCGGCACCAUUGGAGAAGAUGGAGGCCUAUAGUGCUAGUAGUGUGACUGCAACCACCAGAGCCGUGUCAAAGGAAGUAGUCACUGUGGACCUUACUCAGGAGUCAUCCGAGGACGAGGCUGAUGAGGUCACAAAGGUGCGCCAUAACGAUGACCUCUCCGACAGGAACGGGUUUCAUGAAGUUGCUCAAGGUUCUGUAUGGUCAUCAAUGGUAAAUCCAUCACAGAGAUUAACAGUACAACACAUGUCGGCGCAGAGGUAAAAUGUGUGUUUGUUUACAGUUAACCUGGACACAGACCUUUCAAAAUAAAUAGCCUAAGAGGCAAUGGUUACUGAGCAGUUCCAAGAGUCUAGAAACGUAACUCACAAUUAUUGAGCACGGUUACAUGCACCCAAUACUACGAUUAUUGUGGAUAGCUAGAUUUAAUAUAAUAGUUUGUUUUAAAACGUUUAGGCCUACAUGCUUUGCAAGAACGAUUUCCCUAAUAAUCCUGUGUAGAUUGACGCAUCUGAAAUCGGGUAACCACAGUAACCAUGUUUUUUGUGAAGCCCGAGUUCGGACAUACAGUAUAAAGUGUGUAUGUGAAAACUAUUUCGAAGAUUGAAUAUUAUCCGUUUUUCCGAACUCGCUUCACUCGCGCAUUAUAGAGGAAGGGUUGCGCUACUGGUGCUGGCACAUGCACAAAUCAGAUGCAUUGCUGGAAUGUCAAUGAAAUAGUUUACAAGUCCUAAUAAUUCUGAAGAUUUGCUCUGAAAAGCAGGUGUUUUAUUGGUGUAAUCUUUCAUUUGGACCUGAAGCCAUUUUUAAGAUGAGAUAAUCCCUUUAAUAUCUAAUUAUUGUGCAUGUAAAUUUACUCAUGUUAAUAUGUAUUUAAUGCUUUUUUUGUAAUACCAAUUUCUAAUAAAAUUAUUUUCACCCUCCUAAAACAUGUUUUGAGUCAAGUUCAAGAUAUUGUGGAGGAGUAUAAUAAGAAUACAAUUGGUAGAUGGAUAGGCCUAGAUCAGGAGUUCUCAAACUUUAAUGGAAAGGAGCCCCUGGGCAAGGACCCCUGGGCGAGCUGCCAAUAUGGGGUGGCAGGGUAGCCUAGUGGUUAGAGGUUCAAAUCCCCGAGCUGACUAAUCUGUCGUUCUGCCCCUGAACAGGCAGUUAAACCCACUGUUCCUAGGCUGUCAUUGAAAAUAAGAAUUUGUUCUUAACUGACUUGCCUAGUUAAAUAAAGGUAAAAUAAUAUAUAUAAAUAAAAAAUAUGCUAGACAAUGACUACCAGUGCUGUAGGCUUGUGAGACGGGCAACGGCUAUAUUUGCAUAUUGAUGGAAAAAUAUGAUUGUUACCGCGGGUGCAUAGGAAAGACAGAAAUAGUAAUAAAAAUGUUACCCCAACAUGUGUAGGUAUAAUAAAAUCAAUAUUUAAUUUAGUGUAACAUGAAUGGGUAAACGUCUGUUGGAGAACCCCUGGCCUAGGUUGAUAAAUAUUUCAGGAUACAUAAUGGAAUUCUGUUGAAAUUUGGAGACAUUACCACGGUGGCUUAACACAGAUAUUUUUUUCUCCACUAACUCGAUUUGAGGUGGCAAAACAUAGAGAUUUCUGCGCAUGUGCGAGAUUUCUUUUUACGUAACUCGGUGCUCCGCAGACGCUUUGAUCAGCACUGAAUGACUGUCGGCUGCAUUCCAAACAUAGAUACACCCUCAAAUGAAGUAGACAACGGGAUUAUGACCUAUGACGAGUUGACACUUACAGGGCAAAGGAAGAAAUAAUUCAUUUUAAAUGGACCGCACUUGCCCAGAAAUGUCACUCGUUCGUCCCAUGGUUGUUUUCAGUCAUCAUGGAACCAUCCGGUAGCUGUGUGCUUUAUAUGCCCUACAGUCAAUUAUGAUUUCAUAUCUUGGCUAGAAGACAACUCAUCCGCAGACAUCGAAUGCUAUCCAUCUGACGAUAUCAGUUACAUCGAAAAUGAGUGUGCCCCGGAGUGAACAGAGUUGUACACGCAAACUCAGCAGGAGGUCUUACGUUGCCGACUUCCCUUGCUUGGCUUCCCCCAAGGGCAUAAGGCGAGGGAGGGGAGUCAAGCUACAUGCAACCAUUUAAGCUACUGGUUGUACCCAAAAUACAUGGAGAAAAAAAUCAGACAAAUGGGAAACGGAUCAAUCCACUCCACCCGGAACCAUCAAGCGUAGAGGUCCUUGUACAUUUUGGCCAAUUGUUUUCUGAAUAAAAUUUGAAAUUGCUUA